Molecule: messenger RNA, 2512 nt
Organism: Paramuricea clavata
Lineage: Eukaryota; Metazoa; Cnidaria; Anthozoa; Malacalcyonacea; Plexauridae
Source: the annotation of a GenBank genome assembly
AUGUUGAAAAUAACCAAGACCAGGUAUAAUGUAGUUGGAUCAGACUUUUCACUCGUUCAGGCUAUUUGUGACGAUCGCCCAACGAAGACAUAUUUUAGACAGCUGCGCCCUCAUUUUCGCCAGCGAGCGUCUGUGACGUCAACAUUUCGAAAAAUUGAAACCAUAGAGAAUCACUUGAAAUUGCGUAAUCUCUCAAAAAUUUGCUGGGUUUAUCAAAGCGAUUCUAUCGAAGCUGUUUGGCGGUCUUUUCAAGCUAAUAAAGAUGCACUCAAAUCAGUGUUCCAGCUGGAGAAGGUAGACCAAGCAACCAAGACAAAAGCUUUAAAAGCUAAUCCCCUCCACGAUAAUAUGCUUAUAUUCGAGUUUAUCUUCACACUAAUGUUGAUGCAUCAGAUAAUGAGAAAGACCAAGAUUUUGACAAUAGAACUGCAGAAAGAAGAGCUCAAUAUAAAUGCUCUAAUACUGGAAGAAGGCACUGUUGAUUCCUUGAAUGCCGUUCGACAAAGUGAGUCAGAGAUGAACGAUCAAUUUAAAGUUAAGCAUUCAAUUUGCUAUUUGGUACAGACCCAGAGAUGGAAUUUGAUCGUCACUACAGGCCGAGAAGGAUGACCAGAAGACAAAACGACAACUCAACUUCUGCAACAAUUGCCUUCUAGGCCUGCUUUUGAAGGUUAAUGAUAGAAGUGCUCGAUUCCCUCAUCACCGAGUAGAACGAGAACGUACAUCAGUGCCUGCAUGAGAAAAUCAAGCCACUGCCAGACGUUCUUCGGCCCCCAUUGCAGAUGCCUGAGAAUGAAUAUCGGAACUCUUUCCACCAUCGGUUUCAUUAAGGUGACAGAACACCUUCGAGUGUUAAUUUUGCCUAAAUUUUUUUUAUUGGUUUCCAUGAAAGCACUAGAUUAGUUCUACUAUCUGACCAAAUUUGAACAAAAAAUGUUGAAAACUCGCAGAGUUAUUUAAUAAAAUACAUUUCGCUUGCAGUAAGAAAAACAUUGAAAAUGUAAUAUUCAAAUUCAAUUUUCUCCCGAAGAAUUUUACGGCAAUUAGUGAUUUUCAAACGAGUUGUUCUCCUGCGGGUUUUAACGAAUUUUUCUCAAAUUUUCACAGGACAUAGCUAAAGACAUCAGUUUCAAAAUCGUGUUUGGCUUUGUUCUAAUUUUGGAUAUUUUAAUAAUAAGGAGCAAUUCACUCAAACGAUUCAGAAAUAUAUUGCAGUCGUCAAAGGAAUCGCCAUAUCAGCGGAAUGACGAAAUAAACAAAAAUUUCCGAACAGAAUUUUUUAGAACAACUAUUUUACUGUAUAAAAAUGAUAUUCUCAUAAAUAUAUCUUAAAAUCAGCCGGAACAUAACUCAAAAGCGUAAUAAUUCUUACAUUAUUUUAUUGUUUGUCAAUUUUACAACUUUACCAUAUUUUGCAUGUACUGGCUAACAUUCGAUUCGUUCAAAACUUUAUAGGGAACACAUCGAGCAGACGAGCACGACAAAGCACCAAGUACGAUGUCGAAAUCAAAUCUUAGGAUGUCGUGGUCUGGCGAUUAUUCAUCACUACAGGAGUUCGUUGAAGACAAGUUGUGUUUAGUUGGAAAAUGGUCAUCUAUUGGGGGCGAAAAGAAGCAGUUCGAGGGGGGAAAUAUUGUGAUAAAUUGGUGGAAAAACAAAAAAUAUUUGGCAAUCUCCGGCGAGAAGGCAAGUGAUAUUGUAUGUAGAUUAACAACAUUGUUUACCGACACUUAUAUAUUCGACGAUCAUUGCACUGCCGCAGUUGAUGUUGAGAAUCCGAUUAACAAUAACUGUUCUUGUUUGCGUGUGGAAUCUACUGUUGAAACGGAAUGCAUGAAAAAAACCCUGCAAUGUUGUGGAAGCCGCAAAUGCUGCAAUUAACCCAAAUAUGACAAAUAUUGGCGGCCAAAUAUGCCAUUGUAAAUGUAAAGAACUGUCCACGGAUUUUGAGGGUAUAAAACUUGACCUAGUGGUCAAUGAAAGGAUUAUUCUUGAUAACACUUCCCGUAUUAGCAAGGUCGAAGGUUUAUUGGCGAGAUUUCAAACCGAAAACGAAGAAAUGAAACGCCAAUUAAGUAGUUUUGAAGCAAAAAUCACUGAGCCGUUAAAUCAAACAUGCAUACAUCAAACACUCGAGCCUCAUGUUGACCUUGAAAAUAAUACGAGAGCCUCUAGUUCUUUACAAUGUCUGGAUAAUAUGACUGAAUUAAAAGAGGCAGAAAGUUUUGUAAGUGUUGAAAACCCGCUUGAAGAUGCUUCUUUCAGUGGUGAGGGUCUUGGUAAUAAUAGCGUUAUUGUAUGCGAAGUUUUCACUGUUGAUGACAAUGAAAGAUUAUUAAUAGAAACUGAAGAAUUAUCUGUUGGUCCAGAUAAUAAGCGUAACAAAGCCCUAGAAAAUUGUUCAUUAUUAAAAAACCCAAGUUAUUUCCAUCGUUCAAAAAGCGGCUUAUAUAGGACAAAGGUCAAAGGCCACGGGGGUCCAUCACCUAAACUACAUGACGCAGCAGAGUAA